Messenger RNA from Suillus clintonianus, 1246 nucleotides. RefSeq lists its product as uncharacterized. NCBI's taxonomy places the organism in Eukaryota, Fungi, Basidiomycota, Agaricomycetes, Boletales, Suillaceae. The transcript is spliced from 4 exons. The coding region runs from base 88 to 993 and encodes 301 amino acids. The record is from RefSeq and is a predicted model, not a curated record.
CCCGUGCCAGCCAACGAAGAGGUUUUCGACGACGAUGUUUGUUGCACCUCCGUCAGCCCAUCCAGUAGUCUUCCCCGCAUCAAUGACAUGCUACAGAGCUUAACUACAUGUCCUACUAAUGGGUUCGUAGUGCCCCAUCCGACUAUGAUAUCAAGCCCAAACCAUCCUGGUCAGCCUGACUCGUAUGACCCGCGGAUGUCAGACAGUCCAUCGAGCGGCACCGGUUACAACCACCACAACUACGCCCAGCAACAUUACUCAACAUUGUCUGUUUCUGCACCCAAACCUCGGGCCAUAUCGAUACCGCCACAAAGUAUCCACUCGGUCUCUUCCCCUACCGCCGCCAAUAGGCUUACAUAUAUUUCGAAUCGUGGCUCCUGGAAUAACCCACCAACGUCCCACAGUACCCAGCACCACGAACCUGUGUUAUGGGACACCACCUUUGGAUAUUUUUGCUCUCCUGCAAUGCGAAACAACUACUCGUCUCCUUACACAUUCCCAAUGCGGUAUCCAGACGUCCACCAUUCGUAUUCCACAUCUUCUUCGCAACACACCGUGGCCGAGCAAGAUAUACGUUCUGUCUUUCGUGAAUCGACCAGCUCUUAUCUCCCGCCGUAUAAUGAGUUGCCACCGCAUCAGUGGCAGAAUUCUACCAUCCCUCAGUCAGGCCCUCUUAGUGGGCCAUUCCCACCUAUGAUACCUCCGCCUUUGGCUGCAGAAACUUCGCAAAUUGGAUUUUUAUCGCGGCCCCAUGCAAAUCACAGUGAAUAUAUAUAUUACCCUUCAGAUCAACCACCCACCCACCAGCCAUAUUUUCUCCCACUUCGCAAUCAUCUCUCAUCACCCCUCCUGUCCUGCCGAUGGCUAGAUGAUGGCACAGUCUGCGCAUUCACAGGGACACUGAAGGCACUAAAAGCGCAUUGCAAGACCAGUCAUUUUGGUGGUCCCCCGAAUGCGCAAGCCGAAUGCCACUGGGAGGCCUGUGAUUUGUGAUUAUCAAAAACGUGAUGACCCCACAGUUCAUGUGAUGCGACGCGACUGCAUGUGGCGUCAUACCUGUGAAAUCCAUCUGGGGAUGAAGAGGGGCACCUAAGGGAGCCCGCUCCCUCACUUAUUUAUUUUUGCGUUGCACCACUGUUAGCCAUGCCAUACUUUGUGCGCUGUGUUAGAUCCGCUUCCGUCACUCACUGUUCCUGUCGAUCGUUUGUAUGGACUCAUUGAUUCACGCCCCUCAUUUCAUAUCUCC